Kwoniella botswanensis is the source of this 1371-nucleotide messenger RNA. RefSeq lists its product as uncharacterized. Gene Ontology annotation, cellular component: membrane. The record is from RefSeq and is a predicted model, not a curated record. NCBI's taxonomy places the organism in Eukaryota, Fungi, Basidiomycota, Tremellomycetes, Tremellales, Cryptococcaceae. Gene Ontology annotation, molecular function: sphingolipid delta-4 desaturase activity. Bases 1 to 1371 code for a protein of 456 amino acids. The transcript is spliced from 3 exons. Gene Ontology annotation, biological process: ceramide biosynthetic process.
AUGAGCCUACACGUACUCCCCCAUCCACCUACGACAUCCCUCACGCCCAAACCCAAGUCCAAGCCCACAGCAGAUACAGCAUCUUCGACCACUUCUUCUCCCGACUUGAGUUCCUAUGAAUCUUCUGAAAAUGGCGUGGAGGAACUAUCCGAACCUAUCAUCUCAGCUGAGAAGUUGAGGCAGAUCGAAAAGAUGGAAAGUAAUCCUGAUUUCUUAUGGAUGACUACCGAGGAACCGCAUAGAAGUAGGAGGAUGGCUAUUCUCAAGGCUCAUCCCGAGGUCCGUAAAUUGAUGGGUCCAACACUGACCACACCACCCAUCGUCUUCCUCGUACUCACCAUUCAAUUCACAGCCGCCUACCUCUUACGUUCCCAUCAUCCUUUCUCUAUCCCAUUCAUCCUUACCGCAUAUAUCGUAGGAGGGACCGCCAACCAAAAUACCUUUCUGUCUAUCCAUGAAAUAACUCAUAAUCUCGCAUUCAAAUCUAUCAAAGCGAACAAAAUCCUAGCUAUCAUAUCGAAUUUGGCUAUCGGUAUACCCUACGCGAUGGCUUUUAAAGGAUAUCAUAUUGAACAUCACAAGUUCCUAGGUGAAGAUGGGAUAGACACAGAUCUACCUUCGAAAUUCGAAGCUAUGAUAUUAGAUAACGUAGCGGGUAAAACCUUCUUUGCAACUUUUCAAAUCCUCUUCUACGCUUUGCGACCUGGAUUCAUCCGAAGUCAGAAACCAACGAUAUGGCACGGUAUCAACGUAUUGGCCAUUCUCGCAUUUGAUGUUCUACUAGUCAAGAGCUGGGGAUGGAACAGUUUGAUAUAUUUGAUCAUGAGCUCGUUCUUCGCUGGGUCGUUGCAUCCUUGCGCGGCGCAUUUUAUUGCGGAACAUUAUCUUAUGAAUGGACCUCUACCUACCAAGGAAGAACUGGUGAAAGAUGGUCAAGGGGAUAACGAAGAUUGGUUAAUCCAAGGGUUGGCUCAGGAAACGACAAGCUAUUAUGGUUGGUUGAACGUAUUAUGUUACAAUGUUGGAUACCAUAACGAACAUCACGAUUUUCCUUCCGUACCAUGGACCAAAUUACCCGAAUUACAUCGAAUCGCCAAGGAGUUUUACGAUCCACUACCAUCUCAUGAAUCGUGGCCCUAUGUCACAUGGAAGUUCAUCACCGAUCCCAGUAUCGGUAUGUGGUCGAGAGCCAAGAGGUUGAAAAAAGGUGAUAAGAUCGAUCAUUCAUUCUGGACACCUUCAACCGGAACUGGGAGUAAAAUACAGUCCAAUAAGGAGACCAUCGACGUGUUGGCGCAAGAUGAAGAUGAGGAAGAAAUCGCUUAUAUGAGUGAUAGCGAUAAACCGAAAGAUAGGAAUAAGAAAGAAUAG